Molecule: messenger RNA, 306 nt
Organism: Saitoella complicata NRRL Y-17804
Lineage: Eukaryota; Fungi; Ascomycota; Saitoellomycetes; Saitoellales; Saitoellaceae
Exons: 1
Molecular function (GO): 5'-3' DNA helicase activity
Source: RefSeq, a predicted model, not a curated record
CAAGUCUCCCUCCUCCAAACUCUUCUCAAAGAACGCUACCCAGCCCUCGAAACCGGCUCCGUGGACGGUUUCCAGGGAAGAGAGAAGGAAGCAAUCAUUCUUUCGCUUGUACGGAGUAACGAGGAGCGCGACGUCGGGUUCCUGAAGGAUAAACGACGCUUGAACGUGGGUAUGACGAGGCCGAAGAGGCAGUUGUGUGUUGUGGGUGAUUCGGAGACGGUGGCGAGGGGAGGUGGGUUCCUUAAGGGAUGGAUGAAUUGGUUGGAGGAGAAUGCGGAGGUGAGGUAUCCGGACGUGGCAGAGUUG